GGGACAGCGCUGCCCGCCAGACCCCGCCGCCCGGAUCCCCUGCGCAGCCGCCCCCAGCUCCACGGCUAAGCCCGCUCGCCAUGGCCCUCUUCGGGGCCGUCUUCCUAGCGCUGCUGGCUGGCGCUCACGCGGAGAUCCCCGGCUGCAAGAUCCGCGUCACCUCCGAGGCGCUGGCGCUGGUGAAGCAGGAGGGGCUGCGCUUUUUGGAGCAAGAACUGGAGACCAUCACCAUCCCCGACCUGCGAGGACGAGAGGGCCACUUCUACUACAACAUCUCUGACGUGAAGGUCACGGAGCUGCAGCUGACCGGGUCUGAGCUCCACUUCCAGCCGGAGCAGGAGCUCGCGCUGCAGAUCACCAACGCCUCCUUGGGGCUGCGCUUCCGACGGCAGCUCCUCUACUGGUUCUUCUAUGACGGGGGCUACAUCAACGCCUCGGCCGAGGGGGUGUCCAUCCGGACGGCUCUGCAGCUCUCCCAGGGUCCCGCCGGCCAGAUGAGAGUGUCCAACGUUUCCUGCCUGGCCUCUGUCUCCAGGAUGCACGCGGCGUUUGGGGGAACAUUCAGGAAAGUGUACGAGUUUCUCUCCACGUUCAUCACUUCCGGGAUGCGUUUCCUCCUCAACCUGCAGAUCUGCCCGGUGCUCUACCACGCAGGCAUGGUCCUCCUCAACUCCCUCUUGGACACUGUACCGGUGCGCAGUGCUGUGGAUGAGCUUGUGGGCAUUGACUACUCCCUCCUGAAGGACCCCGUGGUGUCCAACAGCUAUCUGGACAUGGAGUUCCGGGGAGCCUUCUUCCCCCUGGCCGAGGGGAACUGGAGCUUCCUCAACCGGGCAGUGGAGCCCCAGCUGCAGGAGGAGGAGCGCAUGGUGUAUGUGGCCUUCUCGGAGUUCUUCUUCGACUCGGCCAUGGAGAGCUACUUCCGGGCAGGGGCCCUGAAGCUGUCGCUGGUGGGGGACAAGGUGCCCCACGAUCUAGACAUCCUGCUGCGAGCCACCUACUUUGGGAGCAUCGUGUUGCUGAGUCCCGCGGUGAUCGACUCCCCGCUGAAGCUGGAACUCCAGGUCACGGCGCCUCCCCGCUGCACCAUCAAGCCCUCGGGCACCACCAUCUCUGUCACCGCCAGCGUCACCAUCGCCCUGGCCCCGCCCAUGCAGCCCGAGGUCCAGCUGUCCAGCAUGGUCAUGGACGCCCGCCUCAGUGCCAAGAUGGCUCUCCGGGGGAAGGCGCUGCGCACGCAGCUGGACCUGCGCAAAUUCCGAAUCUACUCGAACCAGUCUGCCUUUGAGUCACUGGCUUUGAUCCCACUCCAGGCCCCUCUGAAGACCUUGCUGCAGAUCGGGGUGAUGCCCAUGCUCAACGAGCGGACCUGGCGUGGAGUGCAGAUCCCCCUCCCCGAGGGCAUCAACUUUGUGCGCGAGGUGGUGACAAACCACGCGGGCUUCCUCACCAUCGGUGCUGACCUCCACUUUGCCAAAGGCCUGCGUGAGGUGAUCUACAAGAACCGUGAGGCGAUCGACAAGAACCAGCCCGCGGCCCCCAGGCAGCCGCAGGCAUCUGAGGCUCCCCUGCCUGUCCCCACAGCUGACUGAGCCCCCCGCGCCCCCCUGCCCGGCAGCUGCCAUCCAGGACUCAGCCCCCCACUCCCCGACACAGCCCCUCCCCUCCCUGGCGUCCCCGCUAACCCCCAGGGCCGCAGAGAAAGGGUGUGAAGCUGCACCCAUUUAAUUCCAUGAUCGGUCAGUCCCUCGAUU
Molecule: messenger RNA, 1754 nt
Organism: Lepus europaeus (European hare)
Lineage: Eukaryota; Metazoa; Chordata; Mammalia; Lagomorpha; Leporidae
Gene: PLTP
Product: phospholipid transfer protein
Exons: 16
Coding region: 81-1592 (503 amino acids)
Biological process (GO): high-density lipoprotein particle remodeling; phospholipid transport; ceramide transport
Molecular function (GO): diacylglycerol binding; phosphatidylcholine binding; phosphatidic acid binding
Source: RefSeq, a predicted model, not a curated record